Helicoverpa armigera (cotton bollworm) is the source of this 2145-nucleotide messenger RNA. RefSeq names its product cysteine-rich protein 2-binding protein (gene Atac2). The coding region runs from base 70 to 2118 and encodes 682 amino acids. The record is from RefSeq and is a predicted model, not a curated record. The transcript is spliced from 13 exons. Gene Ontology annotation, molecular function: histone acetyltransferase activity. NCBI's taxonomy places the organism in Eukaryota, Metazoa, Arthropoda, Insecta, Lepidoptera, Noctuidae.
UUUGUUUGUUGAUAUUUGAGGUUAUGUUAUUCUGCUCUCAAUAUUGAAGAUCGAAAUAAAUACUUAACCAUGGAAAUAGAAACGGAAGGUGAAAUCAGUAUACCUUCAGAGCCUGUGAUGGUGACUACGUGUAAAUACUGCAAUGAGCCGGAGAACAAGCAGGACCGGCCGGGUCUGAUCUGCGAGAGCUGCAUCUGUUUCGUACAUCUGACGUGCCUGAGGAGUUCCGGGACGCCGGGAGACUUCUCUUGUGAUGUUUUCUUCGAUUUCAACUGCGAAGACUGCUCUCCUAGUGGCAAGGAGGUUUUUACGAGGAAUAGAUUUCCUUGGGUAAAUGUAAUCCAUCUGACUCUGCACCACCUGACCACACAGUCGUACGGCAUCAGCAACCACGGCUACUUCCACUACAAGACCCACAUAUGCUCCUUCAUCGACCGAUGCUGGCAGUCACUAUUCGGCGCUCAGACUAAGCAGAAAAAGAACUGGGUGGGAACGAUAGCGGGAGUGCUCUCCGUGUACAACAAACUGUUCUUCAAGUCAGGGUCAUCAGUGCUCGGGGAGACCGGUUGGUGGAAACUGCUGCACAACUUCUCACCUGCUGUUGCUGCUCAUAUCAUACAAGAAAUAGCAAGGGACAAGCCUAGAGGUCGACCUCGGAAUCAGUUAUCUAUUGACAAGAAUCUAUUGCUUUUCAAAGUCACUGAAAUGGGCUACAAGGACUUGAUUAACAAUGAGAGCAGCUCUACCGCGUCUUCUGAGCCUGUGCCGUGCAAGAAGAGGCGAGUAGACUCUGACGAACUGAGCGGCGUCUCCAGCACCUCGUAUUAUGAUCAGCUGGAUUCUGAUGGCAGGAACGAGAUAGGCGACGAGAGCACGUUUGACGAGUCACUCAGCAUGCUGACACACAAAGACUCGUACUCAGAUCUCGAGUUCAGAGGGUUCGAGUUCCCAACCGCCAACCGGAUCAUGCCCGUGCAAAGCGACUCUUCAAGCAUACACUCCUUCCAACAAUCAAUGCUGUACUACGACUCGGACUCCCGAAGCGGUUCAGAACACGAAGCCAGGAAGACCUUCGACAGGCCCAAGAAACCACCUCCAGAAGAAAGACCGAUCAGAAGAGAGUCAUUAUUCUCUACAGAAUUAAACUCUGUAGGUAACCCCUGGGAGGAACCUCUUCCGAAACCUGAUCCGAACCUGGUGGAACUGACUCAGUAUCAGGAGGUACAGCUUCUGAAAAAGGUGGAGAAUCUGAUACCGAAGGUCAAGGAUCCUAAUAAGAAGGGUCAUUUGAGCAGGCUGAGGGCUAAAUUGGCGCUGAGAAGGUUGAAGAGACAUAAGCAUCUGCCUAUAUUUGAUUUGGAUAAAGAGGUGAAGUUACUGGGCGGCUAUAUGACUGAAGAUCCCAGAGUCGUAGUCAAUGCUGAAAGAGUUCUGGAUCGUUUCCAGAGAUCGUACCUUAUAGACAACCUCUGUGGCACUAUAGCAAGUACCAACUAUGGUACUCUGUUGCUAUCCAACAUAGAGGCGACACCGUUCCGCUCGCUACACUCGGGCGCCACGCUGAAGCCCUAUAUACGACGUGACGGGGACUCCGCCCCAACGUGGUUGAAGUUGACUGACGAGCUUCUAAGGAAGACUAACAGACAUAUAAAGGACUACGAGCCUCCUCCCCGCGCGACCAUAGACUACUCGUACGUGCGGCCGCAGCACAUCGCCGCCGUCAACAAUCUCUGUGCACAGUUCUUCUGGCCUGGGAUCGAUAUGACAGAAGCCCUACAGUAUCCUGAAUUCAGCUGCGUGGUAACAUACAAGAAGCUGGUGAUAGGUUUCGCGUUCCUGGUGCCUGAUGUGCGACACAACGAGGCUUACAUCUCCUUCGUGCUGACUCGGCCGGAGUGGAGGAACGCUAAGAUUGCAACCUUCAUGCUGUACCACUUGUUACAGACUUGUACAGGACAGGAUGUAACACUACAUGUAUCACCAACGAAUUCAGCCAUAUUCCUGUACCAGAAGUUUGGCUUCAAAGUUGAGGAGUUAAUACAAGACUUCUACGAAAAGUACUACGACAUCGAUUACAAAGGCUGUCGUCACGCUCUUUUCCUUAGGCUUGUACGAUAAAUAAAUAGUUUAAUAACUUCAUGGGUA